AUGAAUGCUCCAGCUUCUUUUGAAUCCUUUCUUCUAGUUGAAGGCGAAAAGAAAGUUUUUAUUGAGAAGGAUACUCAUGUUCCUAAUGCGGCUGUUUUCACGUUAAACCGAGAAGACCAUACAUUGGGCAACAUGAUUACUCGACAGCUUUUAAAGGAUCCUCGUGUUCUUUUUGCCGGUUAUAAAAUUCCUCAUCCUUUAGAGCAUCGUGUUGUAAUUCGCGUCCAAACGACAUCCGCAGUUACUCCAGCUGAAGUUUUCUCCUCUGCUAUCAGAGAUUUGGUUAGUGAAAUAUCCAGCAUCGAAGAGCAAUUUCGGUCGACUAUCAAAUAG
Molecule: messenger RNA, 333 nt
Organism: Rodentolepis nana
Lineage: Eukaryota; Metazoa; Platyhelminthes; Cestoda; Cyclophyllidea; Hymenolepididae
Source: the annotation of a GenBank genome assembly